Messenger RNA from Colossoma macropomum (tambaqui), 794 nucleotides. RefSeq names its product transmembrane protein 217-like. Bases 36 to 794 code for a protein of 252 amino acids. The transcript is spliced from 2 exons. NCBI's taxonomy places the organism in Eukaryota, Metazoa, Chordata, Actinopteri, Characiformes, Serrasalmidae. The record is from RefSeq and is a predicted model, not a curated record.
CUAACGGAAAUGUCUUUGUGAAGCAGGUUUCCUUAAUGAAAACGGUUAGUUGGAGUAUGAAAAUCAAUUAUCUUGGUCGGUUGUGGAUUAAUGUGAUAUUUCCUGAAGGAGGCCCACAGCAAUAUCAGCCAGCUAGUGAUGAGACGAAUUUUUUGGAAGCUGCCCUUUCUCCAUCAGUGGCGAUGAAGCUGUUACUUGCAAAUGGCCUGUGUGGAAUGACUCCUGAUCAGGGUUCCAUAGUGGGUGCCAUGUAUUUCAUUGUGGUGGGCAUCAUGCAGCUGGUGUUUGAAGUUGGUCAUCUCAGCAGAGCUACCGAGUACAUCGCUCAAGCUUCCCUCAACAGCACCACUGACUCCUCCAAAAAUAUCACCAUGAGCUAUCUUCUCCUACCUCGAGUCAGCUUCUUGUACUACUAUGCCCUGCUGUCACUGCAGAGCACCACUCUGGUUCUGGUCAUGGUCAUGUUGGCAGGCUUGUGGUUUCAGCGUUCGCGGGUCAUCCUGGCAUUCGCCGUUUGGCUGGUGCUGUUUGAUGUGGCCAUGGUGAUCUUGUUCUCCUUGUUGCAGGUGCAGAUGAGUACGGUGGGGCUCAUGCUGAGCCCUAUGGAAUGGUAUGGCUUUGUGUGCCGGCUGCUUGGAGACCCCUUCUGGCUGUCUUUUGUUAUCACCCACGGCCUUUUGGAGAGGAGCGGUGCAGGCUCCAGACGCCAGAGAGGCAGGAACACGAUGAGCACAGAAAAAGCAUUGCUGAAACUGAACUUUCAUGAACAAACAGCAUUUGACAGCAGUGUUUAA